AUGUUCAUAGUUCACCCCAGGUUCCUCAAGUACGCAGUUCGAGCCGAGCACAACCGAGGGCUGCGACCAAUCGCUGCUUUCCAUGUGAUGAAUACCAUCUUUAUCCGACUUCUCGAUUCCGCAAUGCCACUUGCCAUGCAUGCGCCAAUCACCUCACAUCUUCAACAUUUGAUUGUACAAUGUUCCAGUAAUGUGGGUGACAUGAAGGCAUCGUCGGUCAAGUUGCAAGUGAACGGUGACAAUGUUUUCAAACGACGCGUUCUCCUAUACAGUCAACCGGAAGGUGUCCUGAAAGCGUUACAGAAAAUGGAACAGGAUUGUGUGUGA
Molecule: messenger RNA, 327 nt
Organism: Echinostoma caproni
Lineage: Eukaryota; Metazoa; Platyhelminthes; Trematoda; Plagiorchiida; Echinostomatidae
Source: the annotation of a GenBank genome assembly